UCAAGUAAACCUCAUUGUUAUUUUACUAUAAUAACCACACAUAGUAACCUCCUUUGCCAUAAGUAAUGUAUUAUUAUUUUCCUUAAUGUAUAUGUACUGUAGUUUUGUUAUUUUUUUUGAGUGGACUACAAAGUGAUGCAUCUUCCCCCACAUAGACCACCUUGGUCCUCAGCAGGAUAUGUGACGUUGAACGCACGUCCCCUGUGACGUCAUCACGCACGUAGCCGCUACAGUGUAACAUGAAUGUGAGGCGGAUGAAUGACACUCGGCUGUACAUCCAGAGUCUGAACAACAUACAGCCUGUAAAAGUGAAUCCGUGAAACCGCGACUGAUUCCAGCUCAGAUAAGGGCUCUGUCAUGACUCAUGCUGAUGACUGCAGUACUACAGCAGAGGAUGGAGCCGAGAGCCCUCUCAUUCUGGAAAGAGUGGAGGACGAAACACCCAAGAGCUGGAAAUCCGUUUUGUCACAGCGUCUAAAGAAACACUGCUCGUGCACUCCAGAGAAAGCUAAAUCCAAAAUACUGGGCUAUAUCCCCAUUCUGAAAUGGCUACCACGCUACAAGCUCAGGGAAUGGCUGCUGGGCGAUGCGAUGUCAGGACUGAUUGUUGGAGUCCUAUUGGUCCCGCAGUCCAUAGCCUACUCCUUAUUGGCCAGUCAGGACCCCAUAUAUGGUCUCUAUACAUCCUUCUUUGCCUCCAUCAUCUAUGCCCUCUUAGGCACUUCUAGACACAUCUCAGUGGGGAUUUUCGGGGUGCUCUGCCUGCUUGUGGGUCAGGUUGUGGAUAGAGAGUUAGCUUUGGCAGGAUACCUCACAGAAAGCGGCAGUAGUAACAGUAGCGCCGUCCUGCUGGCUGGCCUGGGGAAUGGCAGCGUUGGAGUGGAUUGUGAUAGAAGCUGCUAUGCAAUCACAGUGGCAGCUACAGUUACCUUCACUGCUGGAGUUUACCAGGUGUUAAUGGCCAUUUUCCAGGUCGGCUUCGUCUCAGUCUACCUCUCAGACUCCCUACUUAGUGGCUUUGCUACAGGGGCCUCCCUGACCGUCCUCACUUCCCAGUUAAAAUACGUCCUAGGCCUGAAGAUCCCCAGGGCUCAGGGCUGGUUCACUUUGUUUAAGACCUGGUUCAACCUGCUCAUCAACCUGGGACACACCAACAUUUGUGACCUUGUGACCAGUUUGGUGUGUUUGCUGAUACUGAUACCUACCAAGAAGCUCAACGACCGCUUCAAAGACAAGCUAAAGGCUCCAAUUCCCUUCGAGCUCUUUGUUGUGGUAAUUGCAACACUGGCUUCUCACUUUGGCCACUUCAACACUGACUACGGGUCGAGCGUGGCUGGUGACAUCCCCACGGGCUUCCUGCCUCCCCGUCUGCCGAUGUGGUCUCUAAUCCCCAACGUAGCCGUCGACGCCUUCUCCAUGGCCAUCGUGGGAUUCGCCAUCACCGUCUCAUUGUCCGAGAUGUUCGCCAAGAAGCACGGCUACACAGUGGACGCCAACCAGGAGUUGUACGCCAUCGGCUUCUGCAACAUCCUGCCGUCAUUCUUCCACUGCUUCACCACCAGCGCUGCGCUGACCAAGACCCUCGUCAAGGAGUCCACAGGGUGCCAGACUCAGGUAUCUGGGCUGAUCAGCGCCGCUCUCCUGCUGCUGGUGCUGCUGGUUAUCGCACCGCUCUUCUAUUCCCUUCAAAAAUGUGUACUAGCCGUCAUCAUCAUCGUUAACCUCCGUGGAGCUUUACAAAAGUUCACCGACGUUCCCCGCAUGUGGCGCGUCAACCAUGUCGAUACCUCCAUCUGGCUGAUCACCAUGGCAACUUCGGCGCUGGUCAACACCGAGCUAGGUCUCCUCAUGGGGGUUUUGGUGUCAGCCUUCUGCGUCCUCGGCCGAACCCAGAAAGCUCAGGUCCUAGAGCUCGGCCGGGCUACAACCAGGGAGCAUUACGAGGGCCUGUCGUCUUACCGCGGCCUUCGGACGCAUCCCGGAGUGGCCGUUUUUAGAUAUGAGGCUCCAAUUUAUUACGCCAACCAGAGCUUGUUCAAGAAAUCUCUCUACAAGUGUGUAGGGCUUGAUCCUGUGAAGGAGAUGACCCAGCUCAUGAAGUUCAAGAAGAAGAAGAACAAACUUCAGGAAGGAGUCCCGAAUAUAACAUCAGCGGAGACGGAGGGUGCAGGUAAAGAGAAUGAGGCUGAAGCUGGUGCGACUAUCACCUUGAUGCUCGACAAGAAAUUUUCCGGUAGCUUACGCAGCGUGGUGAUCGACUGCAGCGCCAUCUCGUUUCUAGACACUGCUGGAGUGAAUGCUCUGAAAGAGGUCCGCAAAGACUAUGCAGAACUUGGGGUCACGCUUGUCCUGGCCCAGUGUAAUACCUCAGUACUGGACGCACUGGAAAGAGGGGGGUACUACCCCGACAAGAAAAAAUGUGAUGGAGGAGAGGACAAAAUCCUAUUCUUCACCAUCGCAGACGCCGUCCGCUAUGGCCAAAGCCUGUCAGCUCCUAACGGAGAUCAUGACGACAAAUGCUAAAGAGUUCUAUCUAUCCAAAUAUCUUUGUUUACAUGUAUGCAGAUGCACAUCUCACAUAAUACAAUAGAAAAGUCCAAUGUUACAUAUGUGCCUUGUAAUGUUACAAUAAUUGCUGAAGUGCAAGUAUCCCACAUUUCCUACAUAACUGCUGCAGAUAGUUAUUUAUUUAAUACAGUUUCAGCACGUCUUCCUUAUAUCAAUGGAGCUAAAGGGAAUCUGGACGUCGCUUUGAGCAACAUUUUCUCUUUUUUUGCAUACAGACAACCAAAUGAGUUUAUGGACAAUCGCCCACCAAUACUACAUGCAGAGGGUUAUUUAGAUUCACAUCGUAAAGGCCGUUACACACUGGUGGUGUUUUUUUUGUAAUCGCACGUCAGUAUAUUUUUUUCGAACUGUUAUUUUUGUCUUAAAGUAUUUUUACACAGAACCUGAAUAUUACGCUGCGAAAAAGCUACGUAAUAAAGAUAUGGAUCUGUUCCGAACCAGGAGGGCAAAGUUUAUUACUCCUUUCAACCUUGACAAAGGCAGCGCAGACCAGAUCCAAUCCCUCCGUUCUUACAUUUCACAAUAAAAGCCCUAGACAUUUAAUAUUCGCAGGGCGAGUAGUUCGCAUUUUCAUGUUGUUUAUUCGUCACGCCCCCGGUGUGUAAAGGCCUUAACUCAAUUUGAAAUUAUCAACCUUAAAUUGAAAAUGUACGUCUAAUGUAAGGCUUUAAGAAAAUAUCAAAACACAUUAGUAUCGCAAUGUUACGUGUUGUGAUAUAAUAGUAAUAUAGUUAGUAAUAAUAGUUGUGACACUAUUGAUUUUUAAUUAACCUCUUAAAAAUCCGACAGCCGAUCUUUUGGAGGUUGUAGCGGGAUCAGUUUUAAAGCUAGGGUGAAGAUACUGGCUUCAUAUUAAACUACAAAAUCGAAGGAAUCCAUUGGUAACCAUUUUCAACUUGACCCACCGGUCUCCCCUUUUCAGUCAUGCCCACUUAGACUACUCCCAUGCAGUUUUGGGCAAAAAACAAAUGUGAUAUUUUUGCUUAAAAUUAUAUAUUUCUGGUGUGUCUUAUACUAUGACAGUUUUCCUAAAAUUUAAUUUAAAAAAAUUGCAAUAUAUCACCUUGCUUACAGUACAGCAAUAUAUCACAAUAUAUUGAAUCGUUACCCCUGUAUCAUGAUACGUAUCGUAUCGCCACAUUCUUGCCAAUAAACAGCCCUAAACUCACGUGGAGUGACAAUAUCAGUUUAUUUUCUAAAUCUACUGUAUAACAGUACAGUUUUAACAAUCGUGUCACAGUUUUUAAAUUCAUCUUUUUGUGUCCUGUGGCUGUAAACGUUU
Sebastes umbrosus (honeycomb rockfish) is the source of this 3850-nucleotide messenger RNA. It is a transcript of the gene slc26a2, whose product is annotated as solute carrier family 26 member 2. The transcript is spliced from 5 exons. The record is from RefSeq and is a predicted model, not a curated record. Bases 358 to 2523 code for a protein of 721 amino acids. Gene Ontology annotation, molecular function: chloride transmembrane transporter activity; secondary active sulfate transmembrane transporter activity; oxalate transmembrane transporter activity. Gene Ontology annotation, cellular component: membrane. Lineage: Eukaryota; Metazoa; Chordata; Actinopteri; Perciformes; Sebastidae. Gene Ontology annotation, biological process: transmembrane transport.